Messenger RNA from Cylindrotheca closterium, 1446 nucleotides. NCBI's taxonomy places the organism in Eukaryota, Bacillariophyta, Bacillariophyceae, Bacillariales, Bacillariaceae. The record is from the annotation of a GenBank genome assembly.
AUGGCUUCGCUUACCCACCAUGACGAGUCUUCUUGGCUCUCAUGUUUUGACUGUUCUGACAAGAAUUCAGAGUCGUCAGGUAAUAAUACUGCUUACAUGACUGUGCCCAUCAAACAAAAGUCGCUUCAGACAGGCGACGAAAUGAAGCAAACGGAAGCCUACCUCGCUGCUGAACUCAAUAAGCUAACAGUGCAAGAACGAGCAAAGGCGAUGGACGACAUCCACUGCGUUGGCGAAGAGCUCAAUGAGACACCUGAGAUGAUUGAGCAAUCACUAAGGGAGUUUGAUCAUUUAGUUCAAAAGAUGAAAACUCCAACAUACGAAAUGGCCGUGAAUCAGAACAAAGCUUUCGUCGAAGACCCUUCAUUCUGGCUUCGGUUUCUGAGGUGCAACAUGCACGAUGUCAAUCGAUCCGUACGUCAAAUGAUGGAGUUUUUGAAGCAUAAAGCAACUUAUUUUGGGGAGGACAAUGUCGCUCGGGAGAUCACCCUAGAUGACCUGAAUGAUGCAGAUAUGUCGUUGCUAUUGUCGGGCCUGUACCAUAUUCAGGAUGGAAGAGAUCGCAAAGGACGAGUCGUUUUGUACAUAACAACAGAACUUUUAGGCAGGUGUAAGCUUGGGAACCUUAUCCACGUUAUAUAUUACAUAUGGAACAAUAUCUUGAUUCCUAUUCCGGACUCUCAAACAAAAGGGGUUGUGAUGAUACUAUAUGAUGUGACGAAACCAGGAGAAAAAUUUGUGAUGCCUCAAUAUAACUUCAUCACGUACACAAGCGUGAUGUUAUCAUUUCCAUUGCGUUAUUCUGCGAUGCAUGUCUGCCUGAAGACGGACCUUGGGAAUUUAUCAUUGUACAACGCCCUCGUGAAAGGUUCCCUUUGCAUACUUCCAGAAUAUGCGAGAGCCCGAGUUCGUCUCCAUUAUGGCACUGACAUUGAAAUACACUAUUAUCUUCGUUCCCACGGUAUAUCCACCCAAACGUGUCCUGUCGAUUUAAGUGGGAAUCUGCGUAUGGACAUCUUGAAUAGUUGGUUUGAGAGACACUGCGCCGAAAUUGGCGCCGGAAAACGGCACGGUAAUGACUUCUCCGGAUAUCGUUCAUUGCAGCUCCAAACAUUAGCACCAGAAGUGGUCUGUGAUCCUCGGCUAGCGCUCGAUCGUAAACGGCCUUUGCCGCAAGAUGUGUUGCUAGGAAGAGGAUGGAAAAUGCAAAACCAUGAAGGCAAUAUCCAUUUUCGACAGUUCGUAGAGGGAUACAGACAGGCAUAUGACAACACUCCACGACAGCAAAGGCGUGACUUUGCUGGCAAUGUGACCCGUUUGCUACGUGGGAGAGGGGUGAUAUUUUGGAAGAAAACAGAGGACGGUGAAUGGGUAGAGGGUACGUUUGAAGAGGCCGAGAAGAAGGUUGGGGACCUGUUUCGGUCGAUGCGUCGGAAGCUUCCAUGA